GCGGGUCUAAUGUUUCCGCGCUCUUCUUUGCUGGCUUCUUUUUCAAUCAGGUCCGGUCUGCGUGUAUGUAUUAGAGCCUCAGCCCUCGUUUCAAGUAUUGUAUUAUUUUCAUAAUACGGAUCUACAGCAUGUCUGGAAGAGGCAAAGGUGGUAAAGGACUCGGCAAAGGAGGCGCCAAGCGGCAUCGCAAAGUGCUCCGUGAUAACAUCCAGGGCAUCACCAAGCCUGCUAUCCGCCGCCUGGCUCGCCGCGGAGGAGUGAAGCGAAUUUCCGGGCUGAUCUAUGAAGAGACCCGCGGGGUGCUGAAGGUUUUCCUGGAGAAUGUGAUCCGGGAUGCCGUCACCUACACUGAGCACGCCAAGAGAAAGACCGUCACCGCUAUGGAUGUGGUGUACGCUCUGAAGCGCCAGGCUCAACAAGCUGAUGGGAGGCGUCACCAUCGCUCAGGGCGGAGUGCUAGUUUGAAAAUGGCAAGAACUAAGCAGACUGCGCGUAAGUCCACCGGUGGAAAGGCGCCCAGGAAACAGCUUGCCACCAAGGCUGCUCGAAAGAGCGCCCCCGCUACCGGCGGCGUGAAGAAACCCCACCGUUACCGACCUGGCACUGUGGCUCUGAGGGAAAUCCGCCGCUAUCAGAAAUCCACCGAGUUGUUGAUCCGCAAACUGCCCUUCCAGCGGCUCGUCCGAGAAAUCGCUCAGGAUUUCAAGACCGACCUGCGCUUCCAGAGCUCCGCUGUGAUGGCGCUGCAGGAGGCUAGCGAGGCUUACCUGGUCGGGCUCUUUGAGGACACCAACCUGUGUGCCAUUCACGCCAAGAGAGUCACCAUCAUGCCCAAAGACAUCCAGCUGGCCCGCCGAAUCCGAGGGGAACGCCCGCCGGCCUGCAGGAUCUUCUUGAGCGCCGCCACAGACAGCCCGCUGCGCUCCUUGGAGGCAGACACGACGAUGAGCUCCGACACGCUGGGACCCGAUUUCUUGGGCUUUGCCGCAAGCCUCAGCCCUCGUUUCAAGUAUUGUAUUAUUUUCAUAAUACGGAUCUACAGCAUGUCUGGAAGAGGCAAAGGUGGUAAAGGACUCGGCAAAGGAGGCGCUAAGCGGCAUCGCAAAGUGCUCCGUGAUAACAUCCAGGGCAUCACCAAGCCCGCUAUCCGCCGCCUGGCUCGCCGCGGAGGAGUGAAGCGAAUUUCCGGGCUGAUCUAUGAAGAGACCCGCGGGGUGCUGAAGGUUUUCCUGGAGAAUGUGAUCCGGGAUGCCGUCACCUACACUGAGCACGCCAAGAGAAAGACCGUCACCGCUAUGGAUGUGGUGUACGCUCUGAAGCGCCAGGGUCGCACUCUGUACGGAUUCGGGGGUUAAAGAUUUGGACACAAGGACACGAACACAAAGGCUCUUUUAAGAGCCGCC
This is a messenger RNA of Acipenser ruthenus (sterlet), 1403 nucleotides long. RefSeq lists its product as uncharacterized. Lineage: Eukaryota; Metazoa; Chordata; Actinopteri; Acipenseriformes; Acipenseridae. Gene Ontology annotation, biological process: nucleosome assembly. The record is from RefSeq and is a predicted model, not a curated record. Gene Ontology annotation, molecular function: structural constituent of chromatin; DNA binding; protein heterodimerization activity. The coding region runs from base 129 to 1355 and encodes 408 amino acids. Gene Ontology annotation, cellular component: nucleosome. The transcript has 5 exons.